AUGCGUUUUCCUGUUAUCAGUUUCCACAAAGAGCAUGUUGUGAAGCAGCUGCACAUACUUUUCCACGAAGAGCAUGUUUUGAAGCAGCCGCACAUCUGUGAUCAUGCUGCUAAAUCUCCUCAGGGAGGUUCGGAGCUCAGAAUUGUGAUCUUAGGAAAUGAUGAAGAGAAUAAAGUUGUCAAAUCAGUCCUAAACUGUGAGAAUCUGACCGGAGAGAAAGUUGGUCUCUGUACUUUACAUCAGAGUGAACGAGGAGGAAGGAAGAUCAGUGUUGUGGAAGCACCAGGAUGGGACAGACUCAGACCAGACAGGAUAAAAGAAGAAAUUGUCAGAAGCGUGUCACUUUGUCCUCCAGGACCUCACGCUCUGCUUCUGGUCAUACCAGUGAAAACUCCCUCUGAUGAACCUUCUGUAGGUGAAAUGAAUGCAUCAGAGAUGCACAUGAGGUUACUGUCAGAGCGCGUCCGGAAACACACCAUCGUGCUGUUUGCUUGUGAUGAUGGAGUGGAUCAACAAGCAAUCCAAAAACACAUUCACAGCGCAGAGAAAAUCCUGGAAGAGUGUGGAAGACGAUUCCAUGUUCUUCAGAAAAGCACUUGUGAAUCUCCCUCUCAGAUUCAUGAACUUCUUCUUAAGAAGAUAGACAGCCUGGUGGAGAAAAACCAUGGGGAUUUCUUCAAGCCACAAGCUAACUAUGAACUGAUCGAACAGAAGACAGAAGCAUCUGAGACUGUGACUGAGCUCAGGAAGAGACGUGGAAGUAUGGACAAUCCUUUUAACUUUAUCAAAAACACAGGAGAUUCAGAGAAGAAAGAAUCUGUAGAGACUCCCAAACCUUCGGAAGACAUGCCAAAAAUCACCAUGGACUUCAAACAGUUUGUGAUGAUAAUGAUGGGUGCAAUCGGAGCACUUCUCGGUGCAGUUGCUGGAGCUGAAAACAGAGUUUCAGGGUCUUGCUCUGGAUUAGGGUUUGGUGUCGUUGUAGCGGUUUUACUUGCAAGUUUCAUCGUGUGCAAUCGGAGCACUUCUUUAUUCACGCGCUUAUAUCCAAAGCGGUCUACACAAAGCUCAUCCUAA
This is a messenger RNA of Cyprinus carpio (common carp), 1077 nucleotides long. Its product is annotated as GTPase IMAP family member 4-like. NCBI's taxonomy places the organism in Eukaryota, Metazoa, Chordata, Actinopteri, Cypriniformes, Cyprinidae. The record is from RefSeq and is a predicted model, not a curated record. Bases 1 to 1077 code for a protein of 358 amino acids. The transcript has 4 exons. Gene Ontology annotation, molecular function: GTP binding.